Molecule: messenger RNA, 2781 nt
Organism: Eutrema salsugineum
Lineage: Eukaryota; Viridiplantae; Streptophyta; Magnoliopsida; Brassicales; Brassicaceae
Exons: 2
Coding region: 741-1757 (338 amino acids)
Source: RefSeq, a predicted model, not a curated record
ACGAGAUCGAUUCCGCAAGUAAAAGGAUCAUGUAUUCCGAUCCCGAGAGUGAAGACGGUGGAGUACCAGUGAGGAUGCGUGAUGAGCUAAGUUUUCUUCACGGCGAAUUUAAGCGGUUGUGCGAAUCGCAAACCUCAACGGAACUUUGGGAGGCGGAGCUCGACCAAUUGAAAUCCCCAGCUCAUCACAAUAUCAAGAUCAGGUACAUAACUCUUAUCCUGGAAUGAACCAGAGUGAUUUUCCCUUAGGUUAUCGGCCUGGUCAUUCAGAUCUUGCUAAUCGCGAUAGUAUGUUAAAGAAGAUCGAAAUGCCUAUCUUCGAUGGUUCGGCUCCAUAUGUGUGGAUAGCCGAUGUCAAAAGUUUCUUCGCGAUAGCUCGUUACGACGAUAAAGCGAAAUAAGACCUGAUUGCUCUAACAUUGACGGGAAAGGUUCGAAAAUAGUUUAUCUGGGCAAGACAACGUCAGGGAUUCAGUGAUUGGAGAGAUUUCAAAUCGAAACUAUUGAUCCGAUUUGCAGAAUCACAAGACGACGAACCGGGUAAAAGGUUGUAUUCUAUCAAACAAACGGGGUCAGUGAGCGAUUAUAUUUCGGAGUUUGAGGAUUUAUCGUCACAAGUUACUGGUGUGGAUGUAAAGGACUUGUGGACAUCUUCUAUAAUGGCCUAUCACAGGAAAUGAAGGAGGUGAUUAGGAUGAAAGAGCCAAGAGGUCUUGCAAAUCACAUUGCUGCGGUUUGAAGAUGAAAACUAGCAUGUUUUGCAGGGCUGUUAGUGAAGUAGCAAAGAAAGAGGGUGGUGCUAAGACUUCAACUCGAAGCUCCUUUGUAGCCACAAGACCUCAAUUCGUUACCACUUUCAAACCACGCCUAGCUCUGCCUGAGACAUCGGAACCGAAGGAAAUGCUUCAAGGUGGGAAAACAAACUUAAGACCCAAACAAAAGUUUACGGAUGCAGAGUUAGACUUGAAGAGAAGUUUGGGCUUAUGCUUCAAAUGUGAUGUGAAAUGGUUAAAAGGACAUGAUAAAGUGUGCCAGAAGAAGGAACUACAGGUGCUAUCAGUGCUGAAUGGAUUUGAAGUAGAAAUCCUGGACGAGAAUAUGUUCGAGUUGACGGAGUAUGAACCAGUGGAGACUGGUGAACUCGGACAUCUGUCCUUGAACGCAUUUUUGGGAAUAGAAUCUCUGAAAAAAACAAAGGUGUUGGGAGUUAUUGGGAAGUCCUCAGUAGUAGUGAUGUUGGACAGUGGAGCUUCCCACAAUUUUAUCUCUCCCACAGCCUUAGCUAAAGCUAAGUUGAAGAUGGCUGAAAACAAUACAAUGGAGAUUCUACUAGGAAACGGUCUACAAGUAAAGGGCAUGGGACUAUGCAAAGGCGUAAAAUUCUCCUUAGCAGGAUUUGAGUUUACUACAGAUUUCAUCUCACUGGAGUUGGGGAAUGUGGAUGUCAUCUUAGGGGUGCAAUGGCUGGAAACUUUGGGCACUUGUCAAGUAGACUGGAGAAAACAAGAGUUCUCUUUCAAAUAUAAUGGUGAUUGGAUCACAUUAUAUGGAGACACCAGCUUUCAUUCUAAAAGACUUUCCAUAAGAACUUUAUCACCUGGCCCUCGCGUGGUUUCUAAAGGAAUGGUGUUAGAAUUUGGAGGCAGUCAGUUAACGGACACGAUGUCAGCAAAGACACCUUCUCUAAUCACUGAGUUAUUGGAGGAAUUUGAAGGCGUUUUUGCAGUUCCAACCGAACUCCCACCUGCGUGGUCGUGAACAUGGAAUCAUUUUGAAAGAAGGGCAAGCUCCGAUCAACGUGCGACCAUACCAGUACCCUCAAAUGCACAAAGAAGUCAUGGAAAAGAUGGUUCAAGAAAUGUUACAAGCUGGAACCAUUAGGCCAAGUGUGAGCCCUUUUUCAAGUCCUGUCCUUUUAGUCCAAAAAAAGAUGCUAGUUGGAGAUUUUGCAUCGACUAUCGGGCAUUGAAUAGAGCCACAGUGCCAGAUAAAUUUCCUAUACCCAUGAUCGAUGAGCUGCUAGAUGAACUGUAUGGAGCAAAUAUCUUCUCCAAACUGGAUUUGAGGUCGGGGUAUCAUCAAAUUCGUAUGAAAGAGGAAGAUAUUGACAAAACAGCUUUCAGAACUCAUGAUGGCCAUUAUGAGUUUCUGGUCAUGCCUUUUGGCUUAACAAAUGCUCCAGAAACCUUCCAAUCUUUGGUGAAUGAUCUAUUCAGAGAGUUCUUACGCAAUGGCCAAUACUUAACCAUUCUAUUAGCCAAUACUUAACCAUUCUAUUACAUCUUGACCAUAGCCGAAAACUAGAAUCCGAUUGAACUGGACGAGGCAAGGUUCCAUCAAUGAAUCUGAUCUUAUUCUUAGCGUCUUGAGUAAUACACAUAACAGCAUUCCCAUCAUCAUAGUUUUUACCAUCAAGCUUCAGAGAGAUGAUUUGUAAACCUGGAUGAUCAUCAUUAUGCAUAUUAAACGGAGAUUGACCUGGAUCCUGAGAAUCCGACAUUGCAAUGGCUCACAAAGCUCUAGAGUCUUGAGAGAUAACUACUAGAGGAGUAAUCGGAGGUAGAUCUGCAACAUCAGAGCUGGAUCGAGUCAAAUGACGAGUCGAUUUGGAAGCGGAACUUGUUGAUGCUUUAGAUUGAGUAAAUCUUUGAGCUAUAUUUUUCAAAGACACCAUCAUAGCUUUAGAUUAAACUAGAAAAUCCAAAUACGGAGCUCAAAUCAAGUAAAAUGAAAAAGAGAUUAGAGCUUUGAUGGCUUUGAUUAGAGAAAAAGAAAAUAAGAG